AUGAAUGUUUCAGAUAUCAGAAAAUUAUUUGUAGUAAACACUAAUGAGAUUUUAGAAAGUGCUAGGCGAAUUGGUGCAAAAAUAAAUUUGAAUAAGGAAGAAAUUGUAAAUUCAUCAAAUUUAGUGGUUCCUAUGGACGAAUCAUCUCUUGCGAACAAGACGAAUGCCGAAAGAAGAUAUUCUUCUUAUUCCAACUACCUGAGAAGCGACAGAUACUUGCAAAAUACUCGCACCAGCGUCAGCGACGACAGUUACAUAUUGGAGAGGAAGUUGUUUGAAUCAAUGGAUGCUCUGUCAGUUAUCGGAGUCAGACAUUGUUUCGAUACGAACCGGACUUUUGCCAACCGAAUCAUUUGGAGCAUUCUCGUUCUAUUCAGUGUGUCUGUGGCUGUCUACCAAAUUUACGACCGCGUCAACAUGUACCUCCAACUUCCGACGUCAACCGAAGUUAGUGUCGUCUCAGCAAAAAUGUUGAACUUUCCACAAGUGACCGUGUGCAACAACAAUUACAUCAAACUCUCUGCUGCCAGAGAGAAAGGUUUGGUCGAAUAUUUCAAGCAGUUCAUGCCCCCAUUUAGCUACGGACGACGCAAUAAGAGUGUAGAGGGUUUCAACGUCCAUAAGGAGACGAACGAAUCAAAAUUUAUCGAGAACAGACUAUUCCUAUCUCAUGGCCUGGAACAGAUAAAAAUGUGCCUCUGGAACCACGAUCGCUGUCCAAACAACACAAUAACCACAAGAUUCACCAAUUAUGGCCAUUGUCUCUACCUCGAUUCCAGAAAGUUGAAUCUUACAAUAACACGAUCCGGAGCAACACACGGACUUAUCUUGUUGUUGAAUGCCAGUCAAACCGAGUAUUUCAUCCAACAUUCUGGAACAGUUCUACUGCAUGAACCAGAUGAACCACCACGGGUGGAAGAACUGGGGUUCAAGGUCAAUUUGGGCGUAGGAACCAAUGUGGCAGUUUCCCUUAAAAAUAUCACGAGACAAAACAAGCCCGUUGGAGUCUGUUCUGACAGGCGCGGCUACCAUCCUGUCAACUGCGAAUACAAAUGCAUUGCAGCUGACAUUGUUAAGAAAUGCAAAUGUAGACCUAUCUAUAUUGAAGCCAUUUCUAACGAAUCAAUCUGUGAUUAUCACGAAGAAAGUUCUUGCGCGAAUCUCGUGGUUGAUCAAUUUUACGACAGGCGAUCCAGCGGCUCAGCUGGCUGCACCUGCCCUCCCCUCUGCUCUGAGAUCAAAUACCACCCAUCUGUCACUGGUGCAUCUCUCAGCAAGAGUUUCAUGAAAGCCCUACCUUCAGCGAGUCGAAACAACAAAACCUUUUCAGAGGUAACAUACGAUACAACCAUGCUGACGAUUUACAUCAGCAGUUUGGAAUACACGCACGUCAACACGGACGUCAACUACUCGUUUAUGGCACUAUUAAGCGAUCUGGGAGGUGCACUCGGGCUUUUGUUAGGCGCUACUUUUUUGACUUUCCUAGAGGCCUUAGAAUUGAUUUACGAUUUGGUUUUGUAUGCCAGAGUUAAGAAGAAAAUGGCCGAUGCAGCUAAAAAUAAUAACCACAAACAUAUUUGUCGCUGUAAAAAUGAUGACUAUCGCCAUUUGGAGCGCAAGUUAUUAGAAUCGAUAGAUUCAUUAUCCGUAAUUGGAUUCAGGCACUGCAUUGAUGUGAAUCGUACAUCAUCCAGCAGAAUUCUAUGGUCCAUUCUUGUUCUAUUCAGUGUCGGAUUUGCGAUCUACCAAUGUUACGAACGCAUAGAAACCUAUUUUAAUUACCCAACGUCUACUGAGAUCAGCGUCGUCUCAUCGAAGGUCAUGAACUUUCCACAAAUUACCGUCUGUAAUAACAAUUACAUCAAACUGUCAGCCGCAACUGAAGCAGGAUUAGUGAAAUAUUUUAAAAAAUUUAUGUGGCCGUAUGAGACGGAACCACUAAGCAAGAAGAUGAGUGGAACUGUGGGAAGCAUGCCACAGGAAGGGGACAACGAGAAACUUGUUGGAAUGAGAAAGAUGUUGUCGCCUGGAUUAGAUCAGAUCGUUAAAUGCUUGUGGAAUAAUCACAUCUGUCCAAGAGACAUGAUUACGACUAGGUUCACCAACUAUGGACGAUGUCUUUUUCUUGAUUCAAAAAAGUUGAAUUUGACGGUAUGGAGGCCAGGCUCAAAGCAAGGGCUUCUGCUUAUCUUGAACGCCAAUCAAUCCGAUUAUUUCAUCCAACAAACCGAAGCAGUUGGGUUCACGGUUUUGGUCCACGAACCAGAGGAGCCACCGCGAAUGGAGGAGCUUGGUUUCAUGAUUAACACCGGCGAAGAAAUAGAUGUGGCUGUAUCCGUCACCAAAAUCACAAAAUGCAACCCGACUGGUUCAUGUUCUAGCGAUCCAACGUACCAUCAAUUGAAAUGUGAAUGGAGGUGCAUUACAAAGAAAAUUGUAAAGUGGUGCAACUGCAGACCCAUCUACAUGGAAGUAGCAAUCGCUAACGAGCCAAUAUGUGAUUAUUUCAACGAGGAAUCCUGUGCCAACCACAUCAUAGAUGACUUCUACGAAAUGAACUCCAACGGCUCUUUGGAAUGUCCAUGUCCACUUCCCUGCAACCAGAUAAACUACCAACCAUCUGUCACUGGAUCAGCACUGAGCGAGAAUUUUAUUGACGCCUUGAAACAUGUCUCCGAAACGAACAUAACACGCAACUCAACCAUUUUGAAAAUUUACCUGAGCAGUCUACAGUACACGCACAUAAACACUGUCUUGAGAUACAGCUUCAUGGCCCUAUUAAGCGAUCUAGGAGGAGCUCUGGGUCUCUUGUUGGGUGCCACUUUUCUAACUGUUUUGGAAGUUGUUGAAUUAGUUUAUGAUUUUUUCUUAUUUAUUAAAUUUAAAAAAAAGUGUCCAUUUGCACGUCAUUUUUGA
Helobdella robusta is the source of this 2916-nucleotide messenger RNA. RefSeq lists its product as hypothetical. The transcript is spliced from 16 exons. Gene Ontology annotation, cellular component: membrane. The coding region runs from base 1 to 2916 and encodes 971 amino acids. The record is from RefSeq and is a predicted model, not a curated record. Lineage: Eukaryota; Metazoa; Annelida; Clitellata; Rhynchobdellida; Glossiphoniidae. Gene Ontology annotation, biological process: sodium ion transmembrane transport. Gene Ontology annotation, molecular function: ligand-gated sodium channel activity.